AUGGCUAGAGGUGCAACCCAAGGUUUGAAAACCUUUGCUUACGGAAAUUUUGAAUGCGGUAUCAAGCAACGACCCGUCACGAGUAUGUUCGAAACAUCAUCAGCCAGCAUCGCAGCUCGACUCCUCGCAAUUGUUAGUCUUUCGGUGCACAUUUUCUCUCCUGGCUCUAUCGCGUCCGAAAUGACUAAAAGCAUGACUGGAGUUACGGGAAUAGCUCAGUGCGAUGCCCUUAUCGCGGCCGGGCUUGGGGAGCAGAUGCUCCUCCCAGGUGACGCGGAAUACGAACAUAGGAUCAACUCGUGGUGGUCUGCAAGUUCACGGCUAAGGCCAUGGUGUAUUGUCCAACCUCUCACCACAAAAGAUGUUUCUGCAGCCAUCAAAGCUUUAGCUUCUGUCAGCCACGGUGGUUUCGCCGUGCGCAGCGGCGGCCACAGUCAUUGGGCUGGCGGUAGCAGCAUUGACAACGGCGUUACCGUUGAUCUUGGACAUUUCAAUAAGUCUACUUACGAUUCUGAGAGGAAGGUUGCGUCUCUCGGCCCGGCCCAGCGAUGGGGAGACGUCUUCCUCUUUCUCGAGAACAAGGGCGUCAUGGUAGCCGGUGGCCGUGAUGGCAAUGUCGGAGUUGGUGGGCUCCUCACUGGUGGCGGCAACUUCUUCAGCCAGAGUUCCUUUACGGGUUCUCUUUUUCUCCUUGUGAAUAAUCGCUUCAUCCAAGUCGCACUCGACCUUGUUCGUGCACUCGUACCGUUACACAACUCAUACUACACAGGUCGGCGCGGCUUCGUUUGUGACGGCUUGAUAAAUGCCGAGGUUGUACUCGCCAGUGGCGAGAUAGUCAAUACCAAUUCCCAAUGCAACAAAGAUCUCUGGAAGGCAUUGAAGGGUGGCCUUGGAAACUUUGGCAUCGUUACCCGUUUCGACGUAGAGGCUUUCGAAGCUGGCCAACUCUGGGGUGGUAUUCGUGCGUCGGAAAAAACUCAUGCAGACCUGGUUAUUGAAGCGUUGAUCAAGUUCACAGAUGACAACCACAAGAACCCCGAGGCGGCAUUCAUUGUCAACUUCACUUUUCAGCCUAGCAUGGCGCCGGACAUUAUCAUCGCCCAGGUUCUGGUGGACACACAUGGCGUGGCUAAUCCCCCGGCUUUUGAGCAAGUUCAAAAGAUACCGGAGCUGUUCAACGACAUCAAAAAGCGACCUAUGAGUGGUAUCGCCAAUGAUUACCUUCUCCCAUCAAACUUGAGAAAUGUUUGGUUCACCCUGUCCUUCAAGAACGACGUGCGCGUUGUCAAGAAAUCCGCUGAACUCCACGAAGCGUUUGUCGCCGACAUGCUCGAACUCGUCCCUGCCACCGACCUCGUAACGCAGUCUCUUUGGCAACCUCUGCCAAAGAUCUUCGCCGACAUUGGCUCUAACAAAGGAGGCAACAUGCUUGGUAUAGAUCAGGUGGAGGGUAAUUCUCUCCUUUGGUUGUGCGCUGCGUCCGUCAAAACUCCCGAGCAUGAGUCAAUUCUGCACAGAAAAGCUGCAGCCAUGACUGCCGAGUUGAGACGCUUCGCAGAAUCGAUCGAUGCCAAUAUGCCCUGGAUAUACGUCAACUAUGCAGAUCCCAGCCAAGACGCGCUCAAGAGCUACGGCGUGAAGAAUGUCAGAUUCAUGCAAGACGUGGCUGCAAAGUAUGAUCCGCAUGGCGUUUUUCAGAAGAUGGUUCCCGGAUCGUUUCGGGUUUCCAGGAUUUAG
This is a messenger RNA of Pochonia chlamydosporia 170, 1737 nucleotides long. Its product is annotated as 6-hydroxy-D-nicotine oxidase. The transcript has 4 exons. Gene Ontology annotation, molecular function: FAD binding. Lineage: Eukaryota; Fungi; Ascomycota; Sordariomycetes; Hypocreales; Clavicipitaceae. The record is from RefSeq and is a predicted model, not a curated record. The coding region runs from base 1 to 1737 and encodes 578 amino acids.